ACCCCUCCACUGCACCAAAGGAUUGUGGGAUCACUUGUCGACCUGAGGAGGAGUGUGUGCUCCAAGAUGGCAACUGGACCUGUGUCUGUAGUCCGGGCCUCAAUGUUUCUGAUAUUCAGAGUUUGCAGCCUGAGCUGGACUGUGGACCUAAUGAGAUCAAGGUGAAGCUGGACAAGUGUUUGCUGGGAGGUCUGGGUUUCAAGGAGAAUAUCGUUGCCUACCUGAAUGACCGGAACUGCAGGGAAAUCAUGCAAAAUGAGCCCAACAACUGGGUGUCCAUCACCAGCCCUGUUGUGGCUAGUGCCUGUGGGAACAUUCUGGAGAACAAUGGGACCCAUGCCAUCUAUAGAAAUACACUCUCCUUGGCCACUGAUUUCAUUAUCAGAGACUUCCUCGUCAAUGUCAACUUCCAGUGCACCUACCCACUGGACAUGAAGACCAGCCUCCAAAUUGCGCUGCAGCCUAUUGUAAGUUCUCUGAAUAUUGAUGUGAGUGGGGAAGGAGAGUUCACUGUCAGGAUGGCCCUCUUCCAAGACCAGAGCUACACACACCCGUACGAAGGGGCCAAAGUGGUGCUUCCAGUGGAGUCUCUGCUCUAUGUGGGUGCCAUCUUGGAGAAAGGAGACACCUCCAGAUUCAAGCUGUUGCUGAGGAACUGCUAUGCCACCCCGACAAACGACAGGAAUGACCCCGUGAAGUACUUCAUCAUUAGAGACAGCUGCCCAAAUCAACGUGAUUCCACCAUCAAUGUGGAGGAGAAUGGAGUAUCCUCAGAAAGCCGAUUCUCAGUACAGAUGUUCAUGUUUUCUGGAAAUUAUGACCUAGUUUUCCUGCAUUGUGAGGUUUACCUGUGUGACUCCACUAAAGAAGAGUGUGAACCAACUUGCUCUACAAGUCAACUCCGCAGAAAUGGACCAGGCAUCAACUUAGCCCAGGUUCUAGAUUUAGGACCCAUCGCUAAGACAGGUGCUCAGACUCUUGAUACCUCAAGUGGCACUCCCAGCACUGCAGGGUUCCUGAUGGCCUGGCCCAUGCUCUUCCUGCCUGUCUUCCUGGCUCAGCUCUUCUGA
Cricetulus griseus (Chinese hamster) is the source of this 1070-nucleotide messenger RNA. The record is from RefSeq and is a predicted model, not a curated record. NCBI's taxonomy places the organism in Eukaryota, Metazoa, Chordata, Mammalia, Rodentia, Cricetidae.